This is a messenger RNA of Salvia splendens (bonfire salvia), 563 nucleotides long. RefSeq names its product B3 domain-containing protein Os04g0386900-like. The transcript is spliced from 3 exons. NCBI's taxonomy places the organism in Eukaryota, Viridiplantae, Streptophyta, Magnoliopsida, Lamiales, Lamiaceae. The record is from RefSeq and is a predicted model, not a curated record. Bases 108 to 563 code for a protein of 151 amino acids. Gene Ontology annotation, molecular function: DNA binding.
ACUCCAUCACACCUUCCUUUCUUUCUUUCUUUCUUUCUUUCUUUCUAUAUAACUCUCCUUGGUUUCCAUUGAGAGUAGCACUGCACAUCACAUUAUCACAGCACAAGAUGUCUUCCUCUACAAAGGAUAAGGAGGUGUGUGACGGAAACAAAGGUGGUAAUGGAGUUGGAGUUAGGUGCUGUCUCUCAGGGAAUAAGGAUUUCUUUGAUGUUAUACUGUCAAAGUCACAUAUCACCACCCUUCCUUAUUAUCUGCAUCCACCAACACACAUUCUUCCCAAACUUCCUGGUGCAAAGGUGCCUUUGGCUCUUAGGCAUGGUGACAAGCAGUGGCAGAUGAUGUAUCAUGGAAACGACAGCAGGCCGAGGUUCGAGUGCGCUGGUUGGAAGAAAUUCGUGAAUGAUAACAAUCUGGCAGAGGGAGAUGCUUGCAUCUUCGAGGUGAUGGAGUCGAGCCCUCAGAUCCACAAGACAAGACACCAAUUAACUAACCUAAUUAACAGAGUAGAGAAGAGUAGAAAACAUAAACAAGCUACAGUCCAGACUUUAAUAUGUAAAGCAUAA